AUCCAGGCCCAGCCAAACCAUCCCGGCCGCGGCCAGUAGAUGCUGCCACUUCUAUCUGUCACUCUGUCUCCAUCCACCCUCCCGCAGACAGCGAGCGAGCGAGCAGGAGCAGUGCGGUGCUUGCUGAUGGCUAGACCAGCCUCGCUGCUGCUUCUCGCGGCCGCGUGCCUAGUGGUGGCGGCCGCCUCCGCCGGCGGCGGCGAUGCGGCCGCGGGGAGGAAGACGGUCGGCGUGUACGAGCUCAAGAAGGGGGAUUUCUCCAUCAGGGUCACCAACUGGGGAGCCACCAUCAUGUCCGUCGUGCUUCCUGACUCCAGAGGGAAAUUGGGUGAUGUCGUCCUUGGAUAUGACACCAUCGCUGAAUAUGUUAAUGGUUCUAAUUACUUUGGAGCGCUUGUCGGACGAGUAGCAAACAGAAUUGCCAAGGCGCGGUUCGUGCUCGAUGGAAAAACCUACCAUUUGUAUGCUAAUGAUGGCAACAACACACUUCACGGUGGACACAGGGGUUUCAGCAAGGUUAUAUGGACAGUGAAGGAGCAUAAUGGUGGUGGCGACUCACCAUACAUCACACUGUACUACCAUAGCUUUGACGGAGAACAAGGAUUCCCAGGGGCCGUCGACGUGUACGUGACGUACCAGCUGUCCAGCCCGUACGUGCUAAGCGUGCGCAUGAACGCGACGGCGCGGGGCAGGGCGACGCCGGUGAACCUGGCGCAGCACUCGUACUGGAACCUCGGCGGCGCCGGCAGCGGCGACAUCCUGGGCAACACGGUGCAGCUCUUCGCGUCGCGGUACACCCCCGUGGACGCCGAGCUCAUCCCGACGGGCCAGGUCGCGCCCGUCGCCGGCACGCCCUACGACCUCCGCGCGCCGACGCCCGUGGGCGCGCGCGUCCACCGGGUGACCGGCGGCGCCAAGAACGGCACCACCAUCUACGGCUUCGACAUCAACUACGCCGUGGACGGCGACGCGCACGCGCUGCGGCGGGUGGCCGUCGUCCGGGACGGCGCGUCCGGGCGGGCGAUGGAGCUGUGGGCGAACCAGCCCGGGGUGCAGUUCUACACCGGCAACCUCCUCACGGCCGGCGGCAAGGGCAAGGGCGGCAAGGUGUACGGGCAGUACGGCGCGCUGUGCCUGGAGACGCAGGGGUUCCCCGACGCCGUGAACCGCCCCAGCUUCCCGUCGGUGAUCGUGAGGCCCGGGCAGGUGUACAAUCACGACAUGGUGUACAAGUUCUCGUUCUAGCUAUCGUACGUAGGCGACCUUUCGCUCAGUUGGUCAUCGAUCGAUCACCUGAUCUCCCGUAAGCUGUAACAUUGGUGUCGGUCGGUGCAAUAAUGGUAGUGCCUUGAUUUGCAAUAAGACGGAGGGGGAAGAAAAAGACAAGUUCUUGGUGCACAAUUCAGUCUGGUAUAGAAGCUGCGGUAACAAAUUCAGUGUUGGGAUGA
Messenger RNA from Oryza brachyantha (malo sina), 1448 nucleotides. RefSeq names its product galactose mutarotase-like. The transcript has 5 exons. Bases 40 to 1245 code for a protein of 401 amino acids. NCBI's taxonomy places the organism in Eukaryota, Viridiplantae, Streptophyta, Magnoliopsida, Poales, Poaceae. Gene Ontology annotation, biological process: beta-D-galactose catabolic process via UDP-galactose, Leloir pathway; glucose metabolic process. The record is from RefSeq and is a predicted model, not a curated record. Gene Ontology annotation, molecular function: aldose 1-epimerase activity; carbohydrate binding.